Loxodonta africana (African savanna elephant) is the source of this 5216-nucleotide messenger RNA. RefSeq names its product HIG1 hypoxia inducible domain family member 1C (gene HIGD1C). The record is from RefSeq and is a predicted model, not a curated record. Lineage: Eukaryota; Metazoa; Chordata; Mammalia; Proboscidea; Elephantidae. The transcript has 4 exons. Gene Ontology annotation, cellular component: mitochondrion. Gene Ontology annotation, biological process: mitochondrial respirasome assembly; negative regulation of apoptotic process. Bases 2201 to 2494 code for a protein of 97 amino acids.
AUGGCCCCUGCUCUCAUGGAACAUACAAUUGUGAUAAAUGCUAUCUAUGAGGGUUCGCCUUCAUAGCAGUAGGGCGGCAGGAAACCUACCCUGGAGAAAGAUGGGUCAGAGGUUUAUCUGAGGAAGUGGCAGCUGAACUGAGCUCCAAAGGAUGAAUAAAGAGUACUUCAGUCUAAUGGAACAGCUUAUGCCAAGGCUGAAGAAAGGGAGGGAACACAGUAUGCUGAAGGAACCGAAAGAAAGCAGGCAGAGUUGGGCACCAGACCCUGAAGGGCAGAGGCUGGGGUGGCUACUAUUUCAUCAGCUUCUUCCUAAUUUUGUUAAAGACCCUGAAGCAGUAAGCCCAACUCUUAGUUUAAUGGCUGACAAAAAAAAAAAAAAAAUCUUAUAAAACACUUUGUUCCUAAAUAUUCUAAUAUUCCAGUUGUUUCUUUUGAAUUCCUACAUAUUUCACACUUGAAAAGAAAGUGAAGCAAGCAUUGUAUAAUAGCUCCUUUUGUCCUCCUGACCCUAACGUAAGCCUUUCCCUUUGAAAACACAGAACUUAACAUAACUGAAAUUCAAUUCUUGUUUAUCCAGUUAGGCAAUUGAAAGAGUAAAGAACCACAGCAGGCUAAUGUCAAGAAAAGCAAAAAAGAAAACUAUUCAGUCUAUGAGGCUGCAGAUGGAGGGAAGCAGUGAGCAAGGAUUUGUCUGAAGCCUCAAGGGGUCCCAAGACAGCAAAGGCCAGUCGGAAGUGAGGGCAGCGCCUACGACUGACCCAUGCCUUUCUCCGGCACACCUGUUCCUUGGGCCACAGCCCCUAAGGUUAGAUGUGCAAGGACAGGUGAGUGGGCACUCUCACCUCCUUCCAGAGCAGGUCCUCCGCCUUUGGAUUGGUCAUGGGCUGGUGAUGUCUGUCAUUCCCCGCAGGGCAUGCCAGAGGCUCAGAGAGGCUCGGAGUUGCGCAGUGACCGCAGGUGCGUGGGGCUCCCAUCGCCAGGUGACCCCGGCCGGAAUUCUGGUGCGUUGUCCCAGAAUCUCUCCUGUGGUGGGCGCCCCUCUGGCCAAUGCAUCUCAGUCUCAGAUGGCUAAGGCCACUCCCCUUAUCCCGGUGUUGGAACCCUGCACCCUGGGGUCCGGUACUGGGGCUCAUGGCCACAGAAGCAAGCUGGGAGCUCCCCAGUGACGGGAGGAAUUAAGUAAAUGCAUCUUCUUGGGAAGUCUUAAGCUGACUUGUGGCCCAGGUGCCGCUACCAGUGAGCUUCCAGUGGGUGCGGAGGAAACCUUGGCCAAUACCAGUCUCCUUCCCGCCCCCAUGUGUGUUUCUGGGCUUUCCCAUUAUCAAUUAGUUGGAAAUGCACAUAAAUAUGUCCCUGCCUUGCAGUCUGUUCUGAUCUACAGCCUCCUGCUCGGGAGACAGACAGCAGGUAGUGGGGACUCAGCAAAGGUAUUGUACUUCUGCCAAUUACCGGGGUACAUUGUCUGAUGAAAGCUUAUUCACAGGAUGAAGCCAGUGUAUUUGAAUUUUGCGGUGAAAACAGUGGAUUGCACUGAUAAGAGACUGAGGUGCUUCUAAGCUGUGUUUAUUUUGGUUGCUUUUUUGAGUGUCCUCAUUCAGGCUGUGUAGACAAGGAAGGGAAUGCCCGUGGCCUAGCACAGCGCCUGGCACAUAGUAGAUGCCUGGUAAAUACCUGCAUGACUUUAUAACACUCUGCCCAUUCUCCAGAAUUGGAGUCAUCAUUCUCCAGAAUUGGAGUCAUCAUUCUCCCAGGACCUGUACAUCUGGGAUUGUUUCUGCCUAUGUCGGCACUGGCAUCAUUCUUUAAAAUGAGACUUCGAAAAAGAAUCUGAGCUCUUAAGGUUUGUGGAAGAAGUCCUGAGGUUUCCAGUGGUCUCAAAUGCUGAGUAGUGUAUCUUGGCGAGAGGAGACUGAAUAACAGAAUUGUGAGCUGUGUUAAUUUUUACUCUGUAUGCAUGGAAUCUGAUUGUUACUCCCUCUCUUUAUACAUGCGUCUCUUACACGACCCCCAAGACAAAACUAAAAAAUUCUAUAUUGAGAAGUCUGAAGAUGACUGUUUAUUUCUAUUGAGCAGACAGGCAUAUCAAGCAAAUAAAGACAGAAGAACACAUAAUCAAGAGUAUAGUGGGAGAGGGUAAAUGGAUUCUUGUUAAUGAUUCACAGCAACUACACUUACCCUCGCCUGUUACUAGAGAGAAAAUGUCAUCAGAUAACCAGUGGUCAGCAGAUGAGGAUGAGAGCCCAUUGUCCCGGCUGACCAGGAAAUCUAGAGACUCCCCCUUUGUCCCUGUAGGGAUAGCAGGCUUUGUGACUGUGGUGUCCUACGGUCUUUACAAGUUAAAGUACAGAAGAGAUCAGAAAAUGUCCAUUCAUCUUAUUCACAUGAGAGUCGCUGCACAAGGAUUUGUUGUAGGAGCUCUGACUCUAGGUGUUCUCUAUUCCAUGUACAAGGAUUACAUCAAACCUCGAUUCUUCAGUGUGACUAAAAAAUGAAGCUACUGGCUGGAAAAAGACAGACAAGAAGGCUUCUGAAAACUGUUUAUUAGGAGGAAUGAAUUUUUCAUAGUAGCAAAUUACACUGCAAAAGUAUCAGACAGAAUUCUCAUGGCUUUGGUAUACUGUGCCUCAAAGUUUUAAAAAGUUAGCUUCUAAAUCAACAAUCAUAAAUAACUCAGAAAGACCCUUUGUUGGCAUCUUUCAAAACCCAGGACAUGAUUUUCUAACAUUUAGCGUUAUUUCCUACUUAAUGCAAGAAAAUAAUCUAUAUUAUGCCAAACCAAUCUGCAAAGUAGUAGUUAAAUAAUAGCUACAGAAAAACUUUCUAUCUCCAUUUUAAAUGCAAUACUCCAUUCUUAACACUCCAUAUGCUUAAUUCUCCCCAAACAGGGUCAUGUAACUGAGGCUUUCAUAAACUCUUUUUUAGAGUGACCAGCAAUUGUAUCAGAGAAGAAUAGAUAUGUUGUUAUUUAAAGUUUGUCCACCACUCUACUCCUCACUCUAAUAUGGAAACUUGACUAUUUUACUGCAAAGAUAAAUGCUUAACAAUUAAAUAUCUGUGUAUUUUUCUAUUUCUUGAACAGAUUUCUAGGAGUACAAAGGUAAACUGCUACAAAUCCCAUUUCUCCCAGAUGGCAGUACUGUUGCAGGGUGAAAGAAUCUAGUCUGGAAGGACUAUUAUUAACCUGGUAGAACACUGUUCAAAGUAGAUGUUAAACGUUAAGUGUAUCUGUGGCCUCAAACACUUCUCUAACUGUCAUAAAAAAAUAGGAUUCUAAAAAAAGUAACCAGACUUUGCUGAAGUCGGAACUGUCUUGGCUCAGGCUUACUCCCUAAGACUCCAAGCCUACGAAAGAAAUCCAAAAACAUUUUUUCGCUGCAUUGUAAGAUGACCUAUGGUGUUUUCCUCAGUGUCUCCUAUAGGGGAGGAUUAAGCUGACAGGAAGGGGAAGUUCAGUAGUUGGGGAAGGGAAAGAUUUAGGAGUAUCUGAAAAUAUGUCUCCAUUCUAGAUAUUAUCAGGCUGUUCUGUGUAUUAUAUACACUUCUCUCAUUAGCAUAAGUAAUUAUUUUAGAAGUUGCUAUCUGUGCCUAUCCUGAGGCUCUUCAAGUGCCACCAAAAAGUGCAUAUAUUUUGGUCAACGCUGUCCUCUUUGGAAAACAGACAACUGCUUUAUUCCACUGGAGUAAAUAUCUCAGCAGCUGGAUCUAAGAUGUUCCAUGAAGGUCAGGGAAAUUGAGGACAGUUGGCCUAGACACAGUCAUUCCUUCAUGUUGACUGUGCAAUGAAAACAUAUUUCUAAGCAGGCUCCUGGAAAGAUUCCAAUCUCAAUAUAUGCUCAGCAUUAAAACAUUUUAACAGAAGUGUUUAUUUAGAAACUGGCCUAUCUCACAAAGCCAGAUUGGCUCCAGCAUUUUCUAAUCGUACUCUGAAGGAAACAAAAUAAUAUUUUUAUUGCUUGAAAAAAGCAAUGCAAAGCAUUUAUUGAGGGUAGCUAUGCAUGAGAAUCCACAAAUUAUGUUUAAAUUAAGACAUAAAAUUACACUUGGAGAAGGGUUAGGAAGUGUAAAAGAUGCUCAUUUACCCUCUUUAGCUUGGGUAAAGGGGGACAGUCAUUGCAGGAAGACCCUACAAAUAGAUAAUAUACUGUACCUGAAUUUGCAAAAUACUUCCUGGGCAAAGCUUUGUGGGCUUAAUGUUUGAAAUUGAGAAGAAUAUUUUCGUUGGAUACUGUAACCCCUGAUGCCUCACUUGCUAAUGAAACUAUUCCACGUGCCUGGAUAUGCUCUGAUUGCCUUUUAUUAGCGCCCCCACCCCAGUUAUGUAGCAGCAGCUGCUUAAUACCAAUUAUUUACUUGCAUUUUUCUGAUAUUCUGUGCCUAUAUUGUCAGAGCAUCCUAUUACAGACUGACUCCAUAGUGUUAAACCUCAAGAAUUGAGCAUAUGCAACCUAGGUUAAUCUCAAAAUUGAAUAUAUUAAUAUCUACAAUAACCAUAUUUGAUAUGGAAAUCCAGAUCUGUAAACUAUAAAUUAGAAAAUGAUUAAGUGUUCUUAACUUAGUAAAAAAUUUACCCCAGACUCACUCUUGAGACGUCAGUCUCCCCUACUGGUUUUAGUGUGAUUCAAGCUUUACUAUCAAGUUUUCUGGAUAUAAGAGUUGUGUGACCUGAGAGGUAUAUUUGUAAACACUAGUCUGUUCCUAGAAUGGAGAAGAGCUAUAGAAAUUAAGCAAGUACUUAACCUCAGUUUAACCAACCACUUCACUUUUUUAUGAGUUGCAAAAGGACAUUAGGGUCCAUUUUAUUUUUGCCUUUAGUUCCUUUUCCAAAACACCUGAAACUAUCAAUAAACGAAAUUGCCCAGAGAGGGGGUGGGGGAUCCAACAAAUUGGUUCCUCUAGAGUUAUCUUCUUUGGGUAAAAAGAAACCAGAACACUGAAACUCAUUCUAGAGCCUCUUUUCCAAGUGAAAGCUUGUAAGUGAUGUUAACUAGGUCUCAAUUUUAAGAUCAGAAGGACUCUAGCCUGGGUUGCAGGGCUACCGCUCUUACUAUCAGAAGUUUCACAGGCCCCUGAAGUAGACAUGAGGGAAUUUUCAUGUAUCUUUUUACAAAAAGCCUUGCCACGUAGAGGGCCAAGCCAUUAUAAAUGAAAAUAGGCAAUGUCUGAACUAAAAAAAAAAAAAAAUUAAAUACAUCUUAUUGGAAAGUUAAAACUUUU